Messenger RNA from Triticum urartu, 1679 nucleotides. RefSeq names its product putative 1-acyl-sn-glycerol-3-phosphate acyltransferase 5. Lineage: Eukaryota; Viridiplantae; Streptophyta; Magnoliopsida; Poales; Poaceae. Gene Ontology annotation, cellular component: endomembrane system. The record is from RefSeq and is a predicted model, not a curated record. Gene Ontology annotation, molecular function: acyltransferase activity.
CUCCACCAGUUUUCCACGCCCGCCCGCCCGCCCGCCCGCAGCCAAAACCCCACCAACACGCCCAGUCCAACUCCAAAUUCGCCGCCGGCCGCCCGCCCGCAGCGACCGCGAGCCUCCCGCCCCGCCGGCUCCCCCUCCGAUCUCAUUUCUCCCAUCGCAGGUGAAAUUCUAGAUGGCUCCUUUGGUGCUGGGAAUGUGAAUUUCAGAAAAGAAUAACUGUUGACAUUUUGGUACUGCAUGAUGAACGGUUCAGCUGGUUCCCCGGGGAAUCAUGUGAAUGGAAAGCAAGUGCAAAGUGUUGACCCUCCCGGUCUUUCAAGUUUUAACAAUGGACCAAGACACCGUCCGUUGAAUGCAUGGAGGCGCUGCCGUGGUGUAUUGUGCUUGGUGAUUAUGCCGGUGACAGCAUGCAUGAUGAUGGUUUACCUAGCCCCUGUGACAACCUUCGUCGUACGGUUGUUCAGUGUGCAUUACAGCAGAAAGUGGACGUGCUUUCUGUUUGGGAUGUGGUUAGCCAUGUUUCCCUUUCUGUUUGAGAAGAUCAACAGGACAAGGUUUGUUUUCUCUGGUGAAAAGGUGCCCCCAAAAGAGUGUGUCUUGCUGUUUGCUAACCACAGAACUGAGGUAGAUUGGAUGUACCUGUGGGAUCUUGCAUUGAGGAAAGGCCGUUUGCAGUCUAUCAAGUACAUCCUCAAGAAAAGUUUGAUGAAGUUGCCUAUUUUCAACUGGGCAUUUCACAUUAUUGAGUUUAUUCCAGUAGAGCGGAAUUGGGAGGUUGACGAACCACUAAUCCGAAGAAGGCUUUCUCAACUGAAGUACCCCAAGGAUCCCCUUUGGCUUGCAGUUUUUCCAGAAGGCACUGAUUAUACUGAGAAGAAAUGCAUCAAAAGUCAAGAGUAUGCGGCAGAGCAUGGUUUGCCUAUUCUGAAAAAUGUCCUCCUUCCCAAGAUAAAGGGUUUCAAUUGCUGCCUGCAAGAGCUGAGGAGUAACUUGGAUGCUGUUUACGACAUCACGAUCGCAUACAAGCAUCGGCUCCCGACGUUCAUGGACAACGUGUACGGCAUCGACCCCUCUGAGGUCCACGUCCACACCAAGAUCAUCCAGGUCUGUGACAUACCAACAGCAGAGGACGAAGUAUCCAGCUGGCUCACGGAGAGGUUCAGACUGAAGGACGAGCUCCUGUCUGAUUUUUUGGCACAAGGCCACUUCCCCAAUGAAGGAACCGAAGAAGACCUGUCCACGCUCAAGUGCGUCGCGAAUUUCGUUGCGGUGAUCGGCAUGACGGCCUUCUUCAUCUACCUGACCCUGUUCUCGUCCGUGUGGUUCAGGGUCUUCGCGGCGUGCAGCGCCUCUUUCCUCACGUUUGCCACGGUGUACUCUAUACACGCUCCUCAGAUCGUGUGUUUGCCGGAGGCCGGCGCCCACGCCAAGAAAGCUUGAGCUUGGUGUUGUAAGCUGGAGCUGGAAGCUGUGUAUGUGUGUCCGCAUGCGGUAGAAACAUGUUUACUGCGUAUACGCAGCCUGUGGUGUCAUUCUUUUGUAUGUGUGUAUGGUGAGUGGCAUCUACAGUUGGGGGUAGAACUUCUAACUCCACUCUUGACUCUUUUUUGGAGCAAAAUACAAAGACUGCACUACAAAAGUGGGCGGAGCCAAAAUUGGUCGCCACGUAUCUUCGUCUA